UUCUCAACAAAUAAUCCACCUGUAACCACAAACCAGCCUUUUCUGCUCUGCCGUUUAAUCUCGUCUAAAAUGUUUAGCCUUCGGUAGUGAAGAAGUGAUCUGCAGUGAAGUGAGGUUGUUCUGCUUAAGAAGUCCUGUCAACUCUUCCAGGGGUGGCUGCCUGUGAAAGGGCGCUGGGUGAGGCGACUCCGGACCCCCAUGUCAGAGUUCUAGGAUGGCCAGUGACGGCUCCAGCAUCCCCAGCCCUGUGGUGCGUCAGAUUGACAAGCAGUUCCUGAUCUGUAGCAUCUGCCUGGAUCGCUACGACAACCCCAAAGUGCUCCCUUGCCUGCAUACCUUCUGCGAGAGGUGCCUUCAGAACUACAUUCCGGCCCACAGCCUGACCUUGUCGUGCCCCGUGUGCCGUCAGACGUCCAUCCUGCCGGAGAAGGGCGUGUCCGCACUGCAGAACAACUUCUUCAUCACCAACCUGAUGGACGUGCUGCAGAGGUCUCCUGAGAGCAGCAGCGAUGACCCAGCCGUGCUGGAGACGGGCGGGGCUGUGCCCACCGGGCAGCCCCUGUCCUGCCCCAACCACGGAGGCAAUGUGAUGGAGUUCUACUGCCCCCCGUGUGAGACGGCCAUGUGUGAGGAGUGCACAGUGGGGGAGCACGCAGAACACCCCACCGUCCCACUCAAAGACGUGGUGGAACAGCACAAAGCCUCCCUCCAGGACCAGCUCGACGCUGUCAAAAACAGGCUGCCAGAGAUCGACUCGGCUCUGCAGGUCCUGUCGGAGAUCCUGCAGCAGCUGACCAAUCAGAAGUCAUCCAUCGAGGAGGACAUCCACGCCGCUUUCGACGAGCUGCAGAAGACGCUCAACGUGCGCAAGAGCGUGCUGCUGAUGGAGCUGGAGGUCAACUACGGUCUCAAACAGAAGGUGCUCCAGGCGCAGUUGGACACUCUGCUGAAUGGGCAGGACAGCAUUAACAGCAGCUGCGACUUCACGGAGCAGGCGCUGAGUCACGGCACCGAGGCCGAGGUCCUGCUGGUGCGCAAGCAGAUGAGCGAGAGGCUGGGCGAGCUGGCCAAUCAGGACUACCCGCUGCAGCCCGAGGAGAACGACCAGCUGGACUUCCUCAUCGAGACCGAGGGCCUGAAGAAGUCCAUCCACAACCUGGGCACCAUCGUCACCACCAACGCCAUCGCCUACGAGACGGUGGCCAGCGGGGAGGGCCUGAGGCAGUGCGUGGUUGGCCUGCCCACCUCCGUCACCAUCACCACCAAGGACAAGGACGGCGGGCUGUGCAAGACGGGCAACGCCUGCCUGACGGCCGAGAUCUGCACCCCCGACGGGAGCGUGGCGGACGGCGAGAUCCUGGACAACAAGAACGGCACCUACGAGUACCUCUACACCGUGCACAAGGAGGGCAACUUCAACCUGGCCCUGCGCCUCUACGACCAUCACAUCAAGGGCAGCCCCUUCAAGCUCAAGGUGUGCAAGUCCGCCGACGUCUCGCCCACCUCCGAGAGCGCCAAGAAGAGGCUGAAGUCGCCGGGCAGUGGCCACGUGAAGCAGAAGGCCAUCAAGCGGCCGGCCAGCAUGUACAGCACGGGGAAGAGGAAAGAGAACCCCAUCGAGGACGACCUCAUCUUUAGAAUCGGAACAAAGGGAAGGAAUAAGGGAGAAUUCACCAAUCUCCAAGGUGUGGCCGCAUCUUCUGUGGGAAAGAUUUUGAUAGCAGACAGUAACAAUCAAUGUGUUCAGAUCUUUGCCAAUGACGGACAGUUUAAGAACCGGUUCGGGGUUCGAGGCCGGUCUCCGGGGCAACUGCAGCGGCCCACGGGAGUGGCUGUUCACCCCAAUGGUGACAUCAUCAUCGCUGACUACGACAACAAAUGGGUCAGCAUAUUCGCCAGUGAUGGGAAAUUCAAGUCCAAGAUCGGCUCGGGUAAGCUGAUGGGGCCGAAGGGUGUGUCGGUGGACCGGAACGGGCACAUCAUCGUGGUGGACAACAAGUCCUGCUGCGUCUUCAUCUUCCAGCCCAACGGCAAGCUGGUCACCAAGUUCGGGAGCCGUGGAAACGGGGACAAGCAGUUUGCAGGCCCUCACUUUGCAGCUGUAAACAGCAACAAUGAAAUCAUUGUUACAGACUUCCACAACCACUCUGUGAAGGUCUUUAACUCGGAAGGAGAGUUCCUGCUGAAAUUUGGGUCCAAUGGCGAGGGGAACGGACAGUUUAAUGCUCCCACUGGGGUGGCAGUCGAUGCCAACGGCAAUAUCAUUGUGGCAGAUUGGGGGAACAGCAGGAUACAGGUGUUUGAUGGCAGUGGGUCCUUCCUGUCCUACAUCAACACCUCAGCGGACCCCCUGUAUGGGCCCCAGGGCCUGGCUCUCACUGCAGACGGCCACGUCGUGGUGGCCGAUUCAGGGAACCACUGCUUCAAAGUGUACCGCUACCUGCAGUGACCACACCCCACCGUCCUCCCCCAUCCUUCCUGGAGCCAUGUGUCAGUCACUGUGCACUCACCUAUCCAGACUGCCUUCCUCGUGCCAUGCAGGGUCAUGUGGUGUCCCUGGCCCCUCCCUCCUGAACUUCAUCACUGUGACCUCGCACCUGACCCGCCCACUUCCCAACGAGGCCCUGCCUCCUCCUCACACUCCUCGUCUUUAAUAGGACACUCUCAUCUUGUGCGAUUGGGUGAACGACACAGCAGAUUAGAUCUGCUUGCAUUUGGUAGUGUUCCCCACCACAAAAGCUUCAGAAAACCUGUAGGCUCACGCAGUACAGUAGUUUUCUUUUAUUUCAUAAUUCCUCUGAAGAGGAUAAUGCCCAAAUAUGCAAUCAUUAUUAUUAUUAUAAAUCCCUAUAUUUAUUGCCAUGACACUUUCAAGUAAAAUGUAUGUGAAAGUGAAAUGUAAUAUCUUACAGUCUUACAGGGGCUCAGAAGGGUGGUGUUGAUUCUGCUUGUACUAUAGGGAAAAUAGGUUUGGUAGCUUUUCAGUUUUAAGAGGUCAAAAUGUGAAGAUGCCACUAGGUACAGGAUAUCCUCUGUCACCAUUUUGUUUGCAAAACUGGAGUGAACUGGACACGUUGUCACCGCCAGUGUUGUCAGUGAAGCUUUACUUAGAGUUCUUGUGAUGAACGCGCCAUGUGAAAUUGUUCUUCCGUCGCCAGCUGAAUAUUCAACACAGGGCCCCAGAUUGUCAGAGUCAUUUUCAAGCAUGAACUCAGAAUGUUACCACCUGUGUCCUUUCUGUUUGUGCGCUUGAGGUGCUGUUGUUUUUCUGUGGGAAGGCUUACACGUCACUCUGGUGGUGAGGACAGAAGAACAUGCAUGCUAUGCGAGUGUCCUGUGUGUGGAGAAGACCUGCUUAUAUGUACGGUGUAUCUACUGAUUGCUGAAGCACACAGUUUCCUAUCUUUUUGCAGCGAUCAUCGUUGUUACCAAUUAUCUCUAACCCUGAGUUAAUGAAGGAUAUCAAGCAAGGACAAAAUAUUUGUUAAAUUUUAUUGCGUGGUAAUAAGAGAUGAUGGCAAUCAGACCUCUCCUGUGAUAUGUAGCUUUUUAAAUCUGCAUAUGCUGGAAGUCUAAUGGGGAACAGUUUCACUUUAUGCUUGUCGAGGAGUUAUAUGUGGAUGUAUGUUUUAUCUGAUUUCCAUAUGUACUCUAAGUAUACCAGAGGUGCAGUUGUACUUCUUGUAUAGUACACUUGAAUCGUUGACUGAUUAUUUAAUUAACAAGAAGUGGAAGAAAUUUCACCAAAGCAACCAUCCCUGCCUGUGUUUCGUGACAUCCUUAGCACUUGACUCUGUCAUUCAAAACUGCUUCAAGAUGAAAUGCACUGCCUAUCCACAGCAUGGUACAGCAGAAUAAUGACAUGAAAGUUCUUGAUGAUAGCCUAUUAUGGACAAUUCAUAUAAAGGAAUCACGACCAUGCUGUUCACUGACCUUAAAAAAAAGAAACCAAAACAUACCAAUACAUUCUACAAUGUGCUAUGUGUAUAUGUGGUUAUAUGAAAGUUUGAAGGGACUGAUUGCUUUUCAUAGAAAAUAACAUGCAGUGCUCCUUACAAAUUAGUUACUGUACAUUGGGAUCGCAAGUAGUAAUUAUUAUUAUUUUCUGAAAGCAUUUUAUUUUUUAUUUUGUGUACAUGUGUAAGGCCAAAUCAAAAAAGUGCCCAUAGAUGUUUGACUUGAUUUUUAUCAUGCAGUUUUCAUGUGUUCAUUUCAGUUGUAGUUACAUGCCAUUGUGGGAAUAUUCUGUACAGAGACUGAAACUUUGUGUCUUGUAAUAUUGUCUGUGCUCUAAUUGUUUUCCCUGAAAUGUCUACAGAAGAAGCUAGUUUCAUUGUGUGUGAAGGGUUGCAAUUGUUUUAAAUGUUAAGCACUAAGUUCUGUCUGUAAGAAACGUAGCCUUAAUUGCUUAAUAUGAUUUUAUGUUAUAUGUUCCACAAAAGGAAUGUUUUUCUUACUGACACAAAUAGCACUAUGUUGUCAACCUGCAGUUGUUCCUCCUCAUGUGAAGUGCACAUAUGUUUUCCUAACCUUUAAUAAGCUUCCCUGUGUGUGAGCACACAUUCUCCACAUUUGAGCAUUCCAUUAUUGACAUUAAUUUAAUCAUGUCUAUUUGCAUUGCAGAAAUAAACUACUGACUUCUUUUAAAAGCA
Conger conger (European conger) is the source of this 4652-nucleotide messenger RNA. It is a transcript of the gene trim2a, whose product is annotated as tripartite motif containing 2a. Lineage: Eukaryota; Metazoa; Chordata; Actinopteri; Anguilliformes; Congridae. The record is from RefSeq and is a predicted model, not a curated record. The transcript has 12 exons. Gene Ontology annotation, biological process: proteasome-mediated ubiquitin-dependent protein catabolic process; protein polyubiquitination; negative regulation of translation. Gene Ontology annotation, molecular function: zinc ion binding; translation repressor activity; ubiquitin protein ligase activity. The coding region runs from base 215 to 2449 and encodes 744 amino acids.